This is a messenger RNA of Vollenhovia emeryi, 2853 nucleotides long. RefSeq lists its product as uncharacterized. The transcript has 9 exons. The coding region runs from base 654 to 2357 and encodes 567 amino acids. NCBI's taxonomy places the organism in Eukaryota, Metazoa, Arthropoda, Insecta, Hymenoptera, Formicidae. Gene Ontology annotation, molecular function: serine-type endopeptidase activity. Gene Ontology annotation, biological process: proteolysis. The record is from RefSeq and is a predicted model, not a curated record.
CAAUGUGAGACCAACGGACGACACCGUCGCCGCCGUUGCGGGAAAGCUGAUGCCGGUGAAAGCAGUGGACGCCUUCUCAGAUCGGAACAUCGGUUCAAGACAGUCCACGUGCAGAAGGCGUGUAUUGUCACGGCCUCUCAUUCCGGUGAAGUGUAGUAAGGCGCCUUUAACCUUUGACACCGUCUCACGAUCGUGCACACGCGUCAGCGAUCUCCGGGAAGAAGCUGCGUUCACUGUCACCUUCCGUGGAAGAGUUUGUAUGAUAAAUCGAGACUAUUGUAAGAGAAACCCAGUGAUAUCAAAAUGGCGGUGCUUACAUUGGAUUCAAAAAUCGUUCGAAAUACUGUGCCGCUCGCAGGAGCCUUCAACGAAGUGAGAGAUUUGUGAGAGAAAUUCGCCCACGAAUCACAUUACAAUGGUCGAGCUUCCAACUAAGUCAAGUUUCUCUUGGAAUAAUUUCGGAGAAACUUGAUUUAGUCUUCAGCCGCGAGGUCUCCACCGUUCUUCAUCGAUCGUCGUUAAAUGGAGAAGGUGAUGGACCGUUCGUGAGUUAUCCCGAUCGUAGUGCGUCCUUUUAAACUUUCAAGCGUGCAGUGAGAUCGUGACGAUGCGCAAGGUAUCCUUAAAGUGACAAGCGGAAGUCAAAGUCGAUCAUGAAGAUCGUGCUCGGGAUGCUUCUGAUCACCGUGGCGAGCGCUUUCGAUCACCAUGACAUCUACUCGUGGAGACGCAGAGAGGAUUGCAAGAUCACGGCUGCGAGCCGAUCGAUCGUACCAGUCAAAGUUAAGGAAACUCGUCUGCAGCGAACCGAUGUAUAUCGAUCGAGAUCGUCGACCCCGCGCGAGGACAAUACUCUUCAAAACUCGCCGAGAAGAUUCGCGGUGGCCGACGCCUCGGACGAGCAUCACGAUCUCUGGCAACCCGAAGCUGCCAGGACGAGACAGGAUCUGACGCGCGAGAAUCGAGCCAUCGAAGGCACUCUGAAGAACGCGAUAGGCGUACCAUCCAAGGUCGAGCAGUAUCAGUACUUUUCCAAUUUUCCGUACGGCGGUGACGGGUCCACCGACGCCAUAUUGAAGAGCGCGGAUCAUCCGACGAGCCCGGUGUUCUCCAAGGAUACCCAAGAUCAUUUCUCGAAUACAGAAGAGAUGGACUGGAGCGAGCAGGAUGAAGAGGAAGAAGAAAUGGAUCUCCAGGAGUUACUGAACGAAAUGAGACGGAAGAGAUUAAAUGGAGUGCUCGAGGAAAUGGUAGACGGACAUCGACAGGGCAGGGGGAGGAAGCUGACCAGCCAGCAGCAAGGUGCCUUGCUGGUGGAGACGCUCAGGAAGAAGCGAAACUACACCAAUGAUCAUCGGGGACACGGCUCUAAUCUACAGAGCGGCCUUAUGGAUAUGUUGGGCAGAAUGAUACCGCAAACGUGCAAGUACAAAGGUGCAAAGUUCGAGUGCGGCCUCAGCAUUAGCUGCGUUCUAGGCGGCGGUCGACCUGUCGACCUCUGUUCCGGAGGUUUAAUAUGGAGCUGCUGCGUGGACGAUGAAGACAUACCCGAAAAAGUGCCGCUACCGACCGUGGGUUUGCUGCAGAAUGCCAGCUGUGGCGAGCUCUACACGAGGAGCAACAGGAUCGUAGGUGGACACUCGUCCAGUUUCGGCAGUCAUCCGUGGCAGGCCGCUAUUAUCAAGUCGGGAUUCUUGCAGAGCAAGAAGCUGUCUUGCGGCGGCGCCUUGUUGAACAACCGAUGGGUGGUCACCGCGGCACACUGCGUCGCGACGACACCAAAUAGCAAUUUGAAAGUUCGACUCGGGGAAUGGGACGUCCGAGACCAGUCGGAGCGGCUCCUCCAUGAAGAAUUUAAUAUCGAGAGAAAAGAGAUACACCCACAAUACUCCCCUACCGACUUUCGAAAUGACGUGGCUUUGGUGAAGCUGUCCCGGAUGGUGGCUUUCAAGCAGCACAUCGUCCCGGUUUGCCUGCCGGCGAGGAAUUUGAAGCUCUCCGGCCGUACCGCAACCGUCGCUGGUUGGGGACGAACCAGGCACGGUCAAACUUCGGCGCCAACCGUUCUUCAAGAAGUCGACGUCGAGGUAAUACCAAAUGACAAAUGUCAGAAGUGGUUCAGAGCAGCCGGGAGGAGGGAAACCAUUCACGACGUAUUUCUCUGCGCAGGGUAUAGACAAGGCGGACGAGAUUCUUGUCAGGGUGAUUCGGGUGGACCGCUGACAAUGUCCGUGGAAGGCAGACACGUUCUGAUCGGUUUGGUCUCUUGGGGUAUCGGUUGCGGUCGCGAACACCUACCCGGCGUAUACACCAAUAUCCAGAAGUUCGUGCCCUGGAUCGAUAAAGUUAUGAGCUAAAGUGGAGGAAACUCAGUCGCUCCGAAGGAUGAGUCGCUUUACCCGAGGAAAGGAAGUAGGAGGAAGAGGAUAAGAAAGUUACCAAAGUCUUAUCUCGUUUUUUAAGGACUUUUCUAAUCGUGCUUGAUUACGAAGAAUAAGGCACUCUUUCGAAAGUGCCAAAAAGCAUGAUGCUUUUCAAAGCGUUUGUCGUGCUGAAGAUCGUUAAGUAUAUUCGAAACUGGCAAUAAAAAGUUCAUCCAUGGUUACAGUCGACGUAUCCCAGAUGAUUAAUUAGCCAGGCUAGGAUGAAGUUCUUAAAAUGCUAAUUAGAUAAUAAAUGAAGAUCGUUUGAGCUGCUUGUAAGCUUCGUUGUUGUUAUUUAGAUUAUAUUAUAAAUAAUUUAUUGUCACGUAUAUUAAAAUGAAAAAAUGAUUUCUAAAUUUCAAUACGUUUGUCUUGAUAUUAACACCACAAAUACAAUUGACACAGUGUUUUAUAAUUAAUCUAUAUAUUA